Molecule: messenger RNA, 3001 nt
Organism: Pimephales promelas (fathead minnow)
Lineage: Eukaryota; Metazoa; Chordata; Actinopteri; Cypriniformes; Leuciscidae
Product: inactive all-trans-retinol 13,14-reductase
Molecular function (GO): oxidoreductase activity
Source: RefSeq, a predicted model, not a curated record
UCAGCGAACGUCCUUGAGGAAGACUAUAUUCUCAUGUUCUUUCCUUCUCCAUCUGAGCUCCUUUAGCCUUCCUGUUGGCAAUAGUUUAAGGCAAACUCAAGAUUUCAGUAGAUCUCUUUACAUCUAAGGCUUUUUUCAGUUUUUCAGGAUGUGGCUGCUGGUUUUCUUGGUGUGCGUCCUGAUUUGGGCUGGUGGGGCGUACUGGUACCUGUUCAUCAAGCCCGGUGCAUUCUCAGUGGAGUCCGUGAGGCCUCCGGGACCUAUGGAGCUGGACCAGAGAAAGAGAGACAAAGUGCUGAAACAAGGAUUCACCAAGGAGAAGAUUCCAAAGGAUCUUGAUGCAAUCAUAAUCGGCAGUGGGAUCGGAGGAAUGACGGCUGCAGCCACAAUGGCCAAAUCAGGGAAGAAAGUCCUGGUUCUGGAGCAGCACGACGUGGCGGGAGGCUGCUGUCACACUUUCACUGAGAAGGGCUUUGAGUUUGACGUGGGACUUCACUACUUCGGUCAGCUGCAUGAAAACGCGAUGCUUAAGGUCGCUUUCGAUCAAAUCACUGAGGGUCAGAUGGAGUUUGUGGAGCUAAAGCAGCAUUUCGACAGUAUUGUGAUUGAAGACGGAGAGAAGCAGAGAGAAUACUCCAUCUUGAGUGGCAAGACUGAGAUGGAGCGCAACCUGAAGAAGCAGUUUCCAGACGAUGUCAAAGCUAUUGAGGAGUUCUUUAAGGUCAUGAAGAUCACAGCGAGGCAGGUUCCUCUUCUAGGCAUCAUAAAGCUGAUUCCACAGUGGCUGGCUCUCUUUCUGAUCAAAAGUGGCAUCGCUGACUUCUGCUCGUCCAUCUUCCGGCUGUCAGAAUCCAGCGCCACAGAGUUCAACAACAGACUGACAACAAACAAGGACUUGCAAAUGGUCUUCUCAUAUUACUUCUAUGGUGUGGCUCCUAAAGACUCCAGCUGUAUGAUCAAUGCUCUGAUGCUGCACCACUUCAAGCGAGGCGCAUACUACCCUAAAGGGGGCGCCAGUGAGAUCCCGUUCCACAUCACUAAGGUCAUCGAGAAAUACAAUGGCCGUGUGCUGGUCCGCGCCCCUGUCAGCCGAAUCCUAGUGGAUAAGAAGGGAGCUGCAUAUGGAGUGACGGUGAGGAAAGGUGAUGAGCAUGUGGAAGUGCGGGCUCCUAUUAUCAUUUCCAACUGUGGGAUUUUCAACACUUUCCAGAAGCUCUUACCUCCGGAAAUACAAGUCAAACCAGAGAUUCAGAGUCGUCUGAACAUGUUGAGGCCCGGUAAAGCCUCGUUCCUCCUCUUCUCAGGGUUUGAUGCGACCGAGGAAGAGUUAGACAUCGUGUCCACCAGCAUCUGGCUCUUCAAAUCCAAUGACAUGGAUGGCAUGAUGGAUGAGUUCUUUGGUAUGAGUAAAGACGAGGCGCCAGAGAACAUUCCCAUGAUGCUCCUCACUUUCCCCUCAGCCAAAGACCCCACAUCACAGAUCCGUCACCCAGGCAAGUCAUGUAUGACCAUCCUGACCAUGGUCAACUAUGAAUGGUUUGAAGAGUGGAAAGACACUCGAGUGAGGAAGAGAGGCGACGAUUACUUCGACUAUAAGAUGAGAUUUGCCAACCAUCUCUUUGACUGGGCCUGCAAACACUUCCCGAAACUCAGAGAUAAGCUGGUGUAUCAGGAGGCAGCAACUCCUCUCACAAACACACACUACCUCGGCUGUAACCUAGGGGCCAUAUACUCUGCUGACCACAACCUGGACCGCUACUACUCAGAGGCCAUGGCUCGAAAUCGCUGUGAUACCCCCGUCAAAAACCUUUAUUUGUCAGGCCAGGACAUGUUCAGCUGUGGUAUCGCUGGUGCAUUGCAUGGUGGUCUUCUCUGUGCCGCCACCGUCCUAAAUUACCGUGUGUACAUCGACCUCAUGCUUAUCAAGAAACAGCUGAAGUGGAAGAAAGCAAAGGAGGCAGCGAGACUGGCUAAGCUGAAGAAGCAGUGAUGAAGCGGUGCUGCCUCUGCAGUUUAACAGGAGAACUGAACAGGUAAUGUCAUGUGACACGGACUGAGCCAGUGUGACAUCAGCACCAGGUCCUCCAGCUCCACCACUCGUUCACAAUCACAGCAACAUGAACCCGUCACACCCUCAUUCAAGGACUCACCUUUAUCAUCUGUGUGCUCAUCUAACCAUCCUGAAUAGAAACUAAAAAUCCUCAGUUAUUGGAAUGUAACUAACGAUAAAGUUUAGAGUGGCUUCAGAAAUUAAUGAAAAACAUACAGUUAAUGAAGAACAUUGCUAUAUUUUUGUGUAGUUAAUUAAGAGAAGGAGGACUUGAACGCACCAUAAGCACUGAAAUAAAAACAAAUACAUAUUUCUACAAAAAUAGAAGAAAUAUUUCUAAAAAUGGAAGAGCAGCUCUUAAUUGCUUUGGGGUUAGUCGUAUACUUUAACCUAUUAUCAGUUAAAGAUUUUAAUAUUAUGUAUAAACCUAUAAUAUUGCCUUUUGACAUAAUCUAUGAUUAGAGAAAAUGUGUAUUUUUUUUUUUUUAAUUUCACCUAAAAUGCUACAAUCUUGAGCGUAUUUUUGUAGAAGUUUGCAUCAUGCUGGUUCGCUCAACAAAAAGCCAAUAGGUGAAAUGUUGCCUGAAAAAAAAAAAAAAAAAAAAGCUCUGUGACCAACUAAAUUUUAUGUUUUUAUGAUAUUCCUCAUGAUAGACUUGAAUUUUUGGGCCUAAAUACAGUCGUCUGAUGUAAAGGCUAUACAUGACCUACUUCAGUGUCACCCGCUUUCAACUCUUUCAGUCUUUAAGACAUUUUCCCUGAACGUUUGUGUUAUAACAGCAAUAGAGCAUGAUUAUAAACACAGUGAGGCUGAUGAGUUUAACCUGUUCACUGUGAUGAUGUUUAAUGUUUAUACACUUGUUAGCAAACUCCUUAUCAGGACAAAAGCUUUAAAAACAUCAUGAGGUACUGAUUUUUUUUUUAUGUUGUGAAAUAAAAGGUGAAAAUGUG